UUAAGAGAUUUCUUCUUCUUGUUUACUUGUUCUGAGGGACUUCUCUCUUACUAUAUCUAUAGGUUAAGGAAUAGAUUCAAUGACAUUUUAAUUCUAGCUUUUUAUUAAAUUAUCGAUUUGCAACCUCAUGGUUUAGAAAAUCUCUGUUUGUUGUAAUUAGCAUGACUGAAUGUCUCAAGAACACCUCAAGAUGAUGUAUUUCGCAACUUUUCUUGUGGUGAGCUUAGCUGUCUCACAAACACUGAGUCUGUAUACACUUUCUCCUAAGCCGGAACCCAGGAUCAAGGAAAUUGAAGAAAAUAAUGACAUCUCUGAAAUAAAUAAAGACCUGGGACUAACGGGUGGAGAUAUACUAGAACUGAAUCCCAACCAAAGGAACGCCAUACUGAAUACUGACCAGCUAUGGACAUCUCCAGUUCCCUACGUUCUUGACAACAGUCUAGACAUGAAUGCCAAAGGAGUUAUCCUACGAGCUUUAGACCAGUUCAGACUGAAGACGUGCAUUAACUUCAAGCCAAGGACCUCUGAGCUGUACUACAUAACUGUUCAGAAGUUAGGCGGAUGUUUCUCGUAUAUAGGUAGAGUAAUCGCCAACGGACAAGUGUUAUCUAUUGGAAAUGGUUGUGACGAUAUGUCAGUAGUGGAGCAUGAGUUCAUGCACGCGCUUGGCUUCUAUCAUGAGCAAGCCAGAUAUGACAGAGAUGAUUACGUGCGGAUUGUCUGGGAAAACAUAUUAAAAGGUUACGAAAGGAAUUUUGCCAAAUCAACGGUCAAUGACACCACCAACCUAGAUACUCUAUAUGACUACAACUCAGUGAUGCACUAUGGCAAAGAUUUCUUUACCAACGGCAACGGAUCCACCAUCAUCACUCUUCAGUCCGAGUUCCAGGAUGUGAUUGGCCAACGCCUGGAAAUGAGCCCCAACGACGUCCUGAAGAUAAACAGACUCUACAGCUGCAAUAAAAGUGUUGCGUUUAUGGAAUACUGCAGUUUCUCGGAGGAGGGUAUGUGUGGGGUGAGACGCUGUUCCAGGAUUGUGGAGAACAACUGGAAUAGAGUGGCGAGCGCUGUUGGGGGUCCUUCUAGUGACCACACCAACCUGGGUACCAGCAUGAAUGGGACUGGAUUGUUCAUGUACUCCAGCACAGCUUCAGGGCAGGAGGGGGACUCGGCCUGGCUGGAGAGCAGGAGGAUGACUCCCAGUAGGCUGUGCAAUGUCCAGUGUCUGCAGUUUUACUACUACCACAGUGGGAACCAGUCAGACCAGCUCAACAUCUGGAUCCGAGAAUACCAGGAUGAGAGUGACUCCAGAGGAACGCUGCGCCUCAUGGGACAGAUCACAGGUCCAGCCUCUAACCACUGGCAGCUGCACCACGUGCCUCUGAACGCCACCAAAAGCUUCCAGGUGGAGUUUGAGGUGCGUAAAGGAGCAGGAAGUUCUACCGGAGGCUUCGCCAUCGACGACAUCAACCUGUCAGAGACCGAGUGUCCCCAUCUGACCUGGCAGAUCAGGAACUUUGAGAACCGUCUAACAACUAGCAGCCUUGGCACUUUUCUGUACAGCCCUCGACUGUACUCUAGUGAAGGAUAUGCGUACCAGAUAGUGGUUAUAUUAUCCAGGAGUUAUUUUGGCACAGCUGUCCGACUGGUGUCUGGUCAGCAUGACGACCAGCUCCAGUGGCCUUGUCCCUGGAGGCAGGUGACCUUCCAGGCUCUGGACCAGAACCCUCAGAUCCAGCUGCAGAUGUCCAAUAGGUUUAGCCUCACCACUGACCCUACAGAGACUGAGGGGGUUAAUGCAACCUUCGUAUGGGACAACCCACGUAAGGUUGGAACACUUUACACUGACGAGAACAAUGAGCAGUUCUAUGGAAACAGUCUGUUUGGAAGAGCAUUCUUCAGCAGGCUGAUUGACAUGAAAACCCAAAACUUCCUCAAGGGCGGCGAUGCCAUCAUCCUUGCAUCCUUCCAAGACAUCUCCCCUCUCCUCCAGAACAAUUCUCUUCCGUGCCCUACACUCCCACCUGUGACGUUUAGCAGCCAGACACCACAGGACCUGGACGAGGGUACAUGUGCCACACGGUUCAUUAACACCACCACUCUGCCCCCUACAACCAUUAAGACCGCUCUGCCCCCUACAACCAUUAAGACCGCUCUGCCCCCAACAACCAUUAAGACCACUCUGCCCCCAACAACCAUUAAGACCGCUCUGCCCCCAACAACCAUUGAGACCGCUCUGCCCCCAACAACAACUGAGGAAGAUACCAGUAUCUUUGGCUUCUCUCCUGGUGUGGCGUCUUCCCCUGUGCUGCUGCUACUGACUCUCCUGUUUCUGCUGACUCACUGAUGCGUGUGCCCCGCCACCUCACGGCAUGGAUCACUGACCUGCAACAGAUAACCUGUUACUUUUGACUAAUGGACAACAGAUAACCUGUUACCUUUGACUAAUGCCCUAGGCUAAUGGACCUGCAACAGAUAACCUGUUACCUUUGACUAAUGCCCUAGGCUAAUGGACCUGCAACAGAUAACCUGUUACCUUUGACUAAUGCCCUAGGCUAAUGGACUAGAGUGAAGUUGUGCAUCGUAUAUACAGUUGUAUUGUCCUUAAUGCUUUAUUAUUAUUCAUGAUGAUUAUACUCAUUGACAUCCUUAGAUUUUUUGGAUUAACUGCUAUUAUAAAUGCCUUAUUAGCCGCUUUUAACAUUCUCUUUUUGGAGCAUUUUGUUUCAAUUUGUAUUAAAUAUUAUGAUUGAAAUUCAAAUAAAUGGUUGCAUUAACAGAAA
Molecule: messenger RNA, 2783 nt
Organism: Osmerus eperlanus (European smelt)
Lineage: Eukaryota; Metazoa; Chordata; Actinopteri; Osmeriformes; Osmeridae
Product: meprin A subunit beta-like
Exons: 15
Coding region: 170-2347 (725 amino acids)
Biological process (GO): proteolysis
Cellular component (GO): membrane
Molecular function (GO): metalloendopeptidase activity; protein binding; zinc ion binding
Source: RefSeq, a predicted model, not a curated record